UUCCGAUCUUGGCAGGACCCUUGGCAGGGGAUGGGGAAACGGUGGUGGAGUGGAGGGCAGCCCCUAACAGAGGCCACAGCAAAACCCCUCAUUCCACGGGUUCCUCUAUCCAACCCCCAUUUGGGGAGCUCUUCGUGGGAGAGAGGAUGGGGAUCUGGGUUCCCUUCACGGGGAGAAAGUUACUGACCUGCCCCAUUUCCCGCUUUCUUUAAACUCCUUUUCCUUCCCUCCAUCCACCAGCUAGAGCUAAAAUCUUGGUGCCCCUCCAAGUGGCGGGCAGAGCCUGAUGGGUUUGGGAAGGAGGGAAAGGAGACUGGAGGACGUGACACCAGUCUCAGUUCCCUCCGCCCCCUGCUUCCCCGCCACUGCCGCUCUCCAAAUUGGCGCGGAACCGGCUUCUCCACUGCGUUUCGCCUCCACAACCCCCUCUCGGCGCAGUCCGUCCAGGACGGGAGGGGGAUGUGGGAGCGCUGCCCCAGUUCCACUCUGGAUAUAUGGAGAGAGGGUGGAGGACCCAGAAAAACUCGUUUGGGGGAGAUCUGCCACCCUGUGCUUUUAGGGUGCUGGAGGUGCUUUGUAAAUUUUUUUGAAGACGUUCGCGUUCUGGCUGUACAUUCAGUUCAGGAAAUGUGUGCAAAAUUAAUUACUAUGAGAUAACUAAUAUAGUGCAGAAGACAGCAUGGUAAAAUGACCCAGGCUGCCUUCUGAAGGACUUAACUUUAACCUCUGCAUCAGUUCUAAUGGGCACUUGGAAAAUAUGGGUGACUGUGUACUUAACUCUGGUUUUUCUACCCCCACUCCUUCAGGAGGUUUCAUAUACCUGAAAAAGAAUGUCAAGACGCAGUAGCCGUUUACAAGCUAAGCAGCAUGCUCAGCCCAGCCAGCCAGACUCUCCCCAAGAAAUCCAGAUAAUCCAGGCCAAGAAGAGAAAAACAGCACAGGAUGUAAAAAAAAGAAGAGAGGAGGUCACCAAGAAACAUCAAUAUGAGAUUAGGAAUUGUUGGCCACCUGUAUUAUCCGGGGGAAUCAGUCCUUGCAUUAUCAUUGAAACACCCCACAAAGAAAUAGAAACAAGUGACUUUUCCAGAUUUACAAAUUACAGAUUUAAAAAUCUUUUUAUUAAUCCUUCACCUUUGCCAGAUUUAAGCUGGGGAUGUUCAAAGGAGGUCUGGCUAAACAUGCUAAAAAAAGAGAGCAGAUAUGUUCAUGACAAGCAUUUUGAAGUUCUACAUUCUGACUUGGAACCACAGAUGAGGUCAAUACUUCUAGACUGGCUUUUAGAGGUAUGUGAAGUAUACACACUUCAUAGGGAAACAUUUUAUCUUGCACAAGAUUUUUUUGAUAGAUUUAUGUUGACACAAAAGGAUAUAAACAAAAAUAUGCUUCAACUUAUUGGAAUUACCUCAUUAUUCAUUGCUUCCAAACUUGAGGAAAUCUAUGCUCCAAAACUCCAAGAGUUUGCUUAUGUCACUGAUGGUGCUUGCAGUGAAGAGGAUAUCUUAAGGAUGGAACUCGUUAUAUUAAAGGCUUUAAAAUGGGAACUUUGUCCUGUAACAGUCAUCUCCUGGUUAAAUCUCUUUCUCCAAGUUGAUGCUCUUAAGGAUGCUCCUAAAGUACUUCUACCUCAGUAUUCUCAGGAAACAUUCAUUCAAAUAGCUCAGCUUUUAGAUCUGUGUAUUUUAGCCAUUGACUCCUUAGAGUUCCAGUACAGAAUACUGGCAGCUGCUGCCUUGUGCCAUUUUACCUCCAUUGAAGUGGUUAAGAAAGCCUCAGGUUUGGAAUGGGACAUCAUCUCAGAAUGUGUAGACUGGAUGGUACCUUUUGUCAGUGUAGUAAAAAGUACUAGUCCAGUGAAGCUAAAGACUUUUAAGAAGAUACCUAUGGAAGACAGACAUAAUAUCCAGACACAUACAAAUUAUUUGGCUAUGCUGGAUGAAGUAAAUUAUGUAAACACCUUUAGAAAAGGGGGACAGCUGUCACCAGUGUGCAAUGGGGGCAUUAUGACACCACCGAAGAGCACUGAAAAACCACCAGGAAAACACUAAAGGAGUUACUUGACAAGCAAAUUGAAACUGAGCAAGUAUUGCUAGAAUUUCAUACAACUGAACUAAAGUUUUUACAGGAAAAUAGUGCUCUGAUUAUCCUUGGCAAUUCAGAAGUGACACUGCCAUUCUUUGAAAAACCACUUGAAAUUGGCACUAAAGAAGAUAUUCACUUCCUAUAUUAGCCAUUAAAGAAGGCUGAACAUGUUUACAAAGAUGACUUCAUUCACAAGUCUACUGGAGAGAAGCCAGCCACAAUUAUUUUUGGAUCCAGUGUUACUAUGUUUAUUUUGAUAAACAAGGAAUUUUAUCAUUGCAGUUUUGGACUAGAUAAGUGCUACCUUAAAGGGUACAUUGAUAUAAUAUUCUGAAUCUAGCUUUAGAUUCUCAAAUUCCUAUACUCUUAACUAGUGCAAUUUGGUUCUUGAAAAUAAAAUUUAAACUUGUUUACCAAGACUUAGUUUUGUAAUAAGGUGACUAAUUUAUCUAAACCUGUAGUAGCAAACUAUUAUAAAACUUGAAUUUUUACAAAUGGUAAGAUUUAAUGUAUUUUUUUAACUUUCUUAUUUGCCUUGCCAUCAUAUUCUUUAACCAAUAAGGCUUCAAUGAACAGGAUGUUUUAAACUGCUCUAAACAGUGGGAGUACCAAAGAAAUUAAAAAUAAAGAUAAAUGCUGUGGCUCCUACUUGGAGCUUUGAUAUAUAGGUUGCUUUAUAAUGACCUUUCUGUAUAUCACAAUUUGGGUGAAGUCUUAAGUACCUUUUUAAACUAUUUAUAUGAGAAAGUCACUUUAUUACUCUAAGAUAUCCCUAAGGCUUUUUUUUUUUUUUUAAUUUAGUGUGACUAAGGCUUUAUUUAUGUUUAUAAAACUGUUAAGGUCCAAUUUAAAUUCCUACAUUAUGAGAUAAGGACAGCGUCAAAAUGAUAAAGAUUAACACUUAUUUUAUUAAGGCAGAAAAAUAUUAAAUGUAUACCACAAGUCUAUUUAUUAAAAAGACAUAAGAACUUGCUGUAUAUAGACUAGCUACUACUUACCUUAAAUUAGCUUUUGCCUCAAAAAGUGGAUUUAAUUACUAAAGCAUUAUCCUAAUGUGAAUCUCUUCUCCCUUUGAAGAAACUGUAAAUUAAAGUUACUAUUAUAGUAUGAAGUCUUUUGUAUAGUUUUAAACUAUUUGUUUCUGUAUUGUCUGAAAAGAAAACACCACUAAAUGUGUACAUAUGUAUUAUAUAAACUUAAUCUUUUAAUACUGUUUAUUUUAAGCCCAUUGUUUAAAAAAUAAAAGUUUAAAAAGCUUUGACUGCUUAAAAGUAAA
This is a messenger RNA of Marmota monax (woodchuck), 3355 nucleotides long. It is a transcript of the gene Ccne2, whose product is annotated as cyclin E2. Bases 831 to 2045 code for a protein of 404 amino acids. Gene Ontology annotation, biological process: G1/S transition of mitotic cell cycle; regulation of cyclin-dependent protein serine/threonine kinase activity. Gene Ontology annotation, cellular component: centrosome; cyclin E1-CDK2 complex; nucleus. The transcript is spliced from 11 exons. Gene Ontology annotation, molecular function: cyclin-dependent protein serine/threonine kinase regulator activity. The record is from RefSeq and is a predicted model, not a curated record. NCBI's taxonomy places the organism in Eukaryota, Metazoa, Chordata, Mammalia, Rodentia, Sciuridae.